Dentiscutata erythropus is the source of this 408-nucleotide messenger RNA. The record is from the annotation of a GenBank genome assembly. NCBI's taxonomy places the organism in Eukaryota, Fungi, Glomeromycota, Glomeromycetes, Diversisporales, Gigasporaceae.
AUGCCUCGAGAAGCGCUUAUUAAAAAACUAGACAGUCAACUUUCAUCUGGAAAUUGUGAUAUCAGCAAAGUUACGAUUCAAUAUCUUACUGAAACAGAGAAACUUCUUUUUCGUCAACUUAGGCGUAAAGAAAUUACUGAAAAAGAUUAUAACUUUCAAACCACUGAAAUUAAAUGUAUAAAAAAUACAAUUGAAGAUUUGCAAUCUAAAGUCAAGAAUUUACAAGAUGAACUUAAUAAAAUGAAAAAUGAAAAUAAUUACUUAUGCAGUGAAAUGGAUCAGCUCAGUCGUAAUUUAAGCUUAAUUCAAUUAAAUGAAAAUAAUGGAGAAUUGAUAAAAAAAAAUAUUCAUGAUAAGAGAAAUGCUUUAAAAAAAAUUCGAGAAAUAAUUGACGCAUAUAAAAAAUAA